AUGCGCCACAACCGUUCCGCUGAAUGGGAGAUUGCUGAACGAGGAUUGGACGGUUGGAAGCUGUGGUGGAGACCGGCCAAAAGUGACCGUCGUCAGCCGUGGGAAUUCAGAGUGCGAGCGGCUAAUCUCGAAGGUUUCGGGGCGUACGGAUAUUCAAGUGACACCGUAGUGCCACCAGCUGCUGAAGAGACCUCGCAGUCUUGGCUUUACGUUGUGCUCACUGUGUCGCUGAUUGCGAUUCUAGUGCUGCUCACACUCAUUUUCCUGAUGAUCCGAGCUCGCGCUAGAGCCGCCCGAUUAAAGAAGGAACGAAAUCUGGACAAGAACUGUAUUACACUUGAGAAACUUGCUGGCCUCGAUCAGAGUCCUUGCCAGCCGAUGCCACCUGAAAUGCUCAACGAAAUCAAAAGUGAGCUCAGUGACCGAAAACGUAUCAGCGUCGUUGACAUUUCCUGA
This is a messenger RNA of Cooperia oncophora, 456 nucleotides long. The record is from the annotation of a GenBank genome assembly. NCBI's taxonomy places the organism in Eukaryota, Metazoa, Nematoda, Chromadorea, Rhabditida, Trichostrongylidae.